GAUUACACUACACCGUUAAAAAUUGUCCCGAAAACCAAUAGUCGCGGUAUCGCGACUGCGACUACGCUGGCGACAGCUGGCCCUUGCCUCUCACUCCCACGGCCGCUGAACGAACUAAACCUUGAAGACUUGGAUGUAUGUCAUAUCACCAUAAAGUUCUUACUGCAUCGGGUUUGGAAGCCCGCGCGUGGGCGCUAACACUUAACCACGGCUAUCGAGCGUGGUGUCGGAACCUGGAAAGUGGAAGGUUACCCCAGACCAGGGCCCAGACAGUAAUGCUGGUUAUGGAACUCAUGAUAACAAUCAGCCCGCUUUCAACAGCACUGGCGCUGCCAGCGCUGAGUCAGGUGCCGUCCAGCACCUGGGUGCACGCCGUCCGCAGCUUCGCCACAUACCACGACACCGACAGUCAGCGGCCGGCUCCCCAUGAAAGCAAGCUGGAGGAUUCUGAAACAGUGUCAGAGAAAGGAGCCGCGGCAUCAGAGCAGGGGGUCGCGGCCGGGGAGCAAGGAGCCGCUGUGAAGCCAGAGCAGGGAGCGGGCAACGACGCCGCCAAGAACGCGCUGAAGCACACCACGAGCAGUGGCAUGCGGUCGACGCCGCUAUGCCGGCUCACCGGCCUCUGCGGGCGCACGGCGACUCGUAUUAUCGACACAAACAUGCGGUGCCCCGUCUGCCUCAUGGACCGACGCGACCGCCCGACUACGUUCUUCCCGGCUGUAAGCAUCGACCAGACCGUCCGCCUGCAGCACAGCGCCGCUGGCGCCGCAGCAAGCAAUGUGUGGCGGUCAACCAACCCCGCCUUCGUGAUUUCCAAUGUGUAUCCGAGCUUCACCAAUGCGCACAACUUUACUCGCUCCAACACGGGCCAAAGUUGCAGCCGCAGCAGCAUUGCCGCCUGCGGCGCGUCGGUCAUCCCUCCGACCCAUAUUGCCGCGCACCGCGCCCAGGCAAGAUUGUCGGGUGCCGGCGGCAGCGUUACUGCGCCCUGGAAGGGCUUUGCGCCGUCGGGCUUGCUGCAGCGGGGCCAGCGGCCAGCGGCAUCGCUCCCUCCCGCCGCCCUGGAGCAGCUGAGCUUCGGGUGCGGCCGCGCGCCACGAACGCCUCGCCACCGCGCCAGCACGGCCUCACCCCUGCUGAGCGCCGACUAUGCAAGCCCUGUGCUGGCCACAGGUGCGACGGGCGAGCUGUUGGCGAUGCUGCAUGAGAAACUAGGCGCGGCAGCGUAAGGGAUGGCGGCCGCGGCAGACUAAGCCAGGGUUGAACCACUGAGAGCAGAAUAGCAGGCAACCAGCACAAAGUAGGGUCAAGGACGGCGGCUGUGCUGCAUGUCAGGUGCCCGUUUCGGGCACUAUGUGCAUUGUUUGUGUUCAGUACCAGCACCAUAUGUGAAAGUGUCUAGGUGCCAUAGGCUGUGUGGUUCCAAUACCGUAAGCUUUGAAUUCGGGCGUGGAUGAUGGCACCCAAGCCCAUGGCGUGCCGGGAGCGCUUUGGACCAGGCCGUGGGUGUACUGAGGGACUGCUUUCAGCAAACGCGUCUAAUGUAUUCAAUUAUUUUAUGUUCAGUACAGUGCCCUCCACAGGUGCAACAUGCCCCCAUGGUGCAUUAGGGCCAUCCGGGACUUGAAAGCUCCAUUCUAGAGGCGUGAGCCGCGUAUGUUCGAAUCAUGCAAUGAACCCAGGGCGCGUGCUGUGACUGCAUGAUGCCUGUGCCGUGUGUUCACCCGCAUGUCUGUAGCUGGCGGCGAACAAUGCCAAGACUGUUAGGCUUAUGUACGUUGCCAUAUCGUAUCGUCGCGCACAGCUGGAUGUCUUGCAUACAUUUUGAUUGGCUGAACCGGGAUGGCCGCCUGUUAUAGGCGGCAUCGCAAGAUUGUGCUGUGUAUGGGGCCGCUCUGUUGGCGAAAGCCAUCGUGUGGCAACGCCGCAAUGGUUGUUCCUACGACGCCCAAAGCCGGUCUGGGUCCGAGCCUAGUUGUGGUCACGUGCCAUGACAUAAUGACAUACUUACACAUCUCGGUGUAUGAGUAUGUGCCGCACAAUCUGCUCCGGGAAAUCCCUGACCUGACUAUGCACCCCUGCUGCUCACCUGUUGUGUUGGCUACUGUGACCACUUG
Messenger RNA from Chlamydomonas reinhardtii, 2117 nucleotides. RefSeq lists its product as uncharacterized. Bases 276 to 1229 code for a protein of 317 amino acids. The transcript is spliced from 3 exons. The record is from RefSeq and is a predicted model, not a curated record. Lineage: Eukaryota; Viridiplantae; Chlorophyta; Chlorophyceae; Chlamydomonadales; Chlamydomonadaceae.